Messenger RNA from Orbicella faveolata, 1811 nucleotides. RefSeq lists its product as uncharacterized. The record is from RefSeq and is a predicted model, not a curated record. NCBI's taxonomy places the organism in Eukaryota, Metazoa, Cnidaria, Anthozoa, Scleractinia, Merulinidae.
GACUGUAAUGCUAUGGAGUUGGCGAAAGAGCUAGUUUAUCAAAAACGUGUCGUCAUUCCAUCAUAAACACUCAAAAAAGAACUUGGCCAAUAUCCAACCAUCUUGACCGAACAAGCUUGAUCAAUAACCCAUAAAUCUUCGUCUAAAAGUUCUGUGCGUUUCAUGAUCCUCUUCGCUGAGCUGGCUCUAUCGUCUGAUAGUCGUCCGUGGGCAGUUAUCACCUGAUAGUGCCCGAGCGAGGUCUAUCCGCGGUAGACCGGAUACGCUGUGCAUGUCUAAAAAUAGCUUAAGAGGGAUCACCUUGGGAAUAACGCCUAUUUGGGAUUACCCACACCCAGUUGCGUCUUCCUCCUUCAAUAAGUCACUUAACACAAGGUAUUUGUUAUUCUCUCUAGCGGCCACUUCAUCAUGUCCUCUAGGAGCUGGGUCAGAUGUUUAGUGUCUACAACGUUUCUGUGCACUUGCAUGAAAUACCAAGGAAUACUCGGAAAAUGUAACUGCGUUUUCUCUUUGGGCGGCAACACCUACAACAUCUCGUCACUAACAAGUACAAGUGGUGCACGUUUUCAUACAGUUAAAUCGGGAUGGAGCUACAGCUUUAAUCCCUGUGUCUCCUUUAAGAAGGGAUCACCAAGUAAAGGCAACUGCCAAGCUGAUGUUGCGAUUUGUACAUGGGUUUUCAACCAGACGUAUAUCAAAAUAGGGACACAGAGCUCAGAGGAAUGUGGUUACUAUAAGCAUACGAAGAUACCAAAACUGCAGUAUUCCAUGGGUAUAUGGAAAGCUGCUGUGUUACUGAAGUGCAACCCCAACGAAAAAGAAGGAAUCUUUAAAGUACGGGAGGAUAAAUAUCAAGAUGACUAUGAAUUUAUUCUAACGCACCAGUGUGCAUGUGCGAAUUCCUGCCUGUUUAGGCCUGUAACACAUACUACAAAGGAGCCCACAGCCACCACUGAUCCUAAUGACCCGGUUGACGUCACGGUUCCAAUAGUCGCUAGUGUUGCUGGAGUCCUUGGUCUUGUCAUUGUCCCGAUUAUCAUAUGGAGAUUGCUUAAAAGACCACAAAAUAACGAGAGACGACAUCUCUUGGAUCAAGACGAUGGAGACCGUAGAAUCGACGAAAGCGAAAACCAUUUCUCUGCUGGAAGCGAAGCAAGUGAAUUAACUUUGGGAAGGCGUUCUGCAAGUUCAGCAAAUCCUUCGUCAACAUCAGGCUCAUCGUGUAGCGACAUCACAGAGACUAAUAAGAAUAGUUUCAAUAAAAAGAUCAAUAGGAUUGCGGAAGGUCACUGUUAAGCUCAUCAUGAGUCCCAAAAUUCAACAACAACAACAACUUUACUUGUACUCUCAGUUAAAAAUUAAAUGAACAAAAAUAAUUUUAAAAUAAGAAAAGAGUACACGGCUGCCCGAAGUAACCUUAAUGGGCUAUUACGACUGGGCAGCUAUACGGUUCAUGGUGUUACUAAUUAACAAAGACCGAUGUUGAUAGCAGGAGUAAUUUUUAUGAGGAGAUUCAAUGUAAGAAGUUGAAGACGAAAUCAUGUUGAACUAUCAACAAUUAUUUUUGUUGCAUUAACCUCGUUAGGAUGAGGAUUUUAUUAACAAAGAGUCUUACCUAUCCUCUUUUAAUUGUAAAUAGAUUUAAUUAGCUAGCCAAAUUUGACCACGAUACCUUAAAUAUGGACCACUAAAUAAAGUCAAAGUGAAGAGAAUAAACCCUCCCUGUUUAAAAGAGAUAAUGGCUUGUCGGUCAAAGAUACUUAAAAUUGUUUAAAUUCUCUAAAUUUUUUUCCAAUACAGUCGAUAAAAAA